Messenger RNA from Dama dama (fallow deer), 2265 nucleotides. RefSeq names its product apoptosis inducing factor mitochondria associated 3 (gene AIFM3). Gene Ontology annotation, biological process: execution phase of apoptosis. Gene Ontology annotation, molecular function: 2 iron, 2 sulfur cluster binding; oxidoreductase activity, acting on NAD(P)H; flavin adenine dinucleotide binding. NCBI's taxonomy places the organism in Eukaryota, Metazoa, Chordata, Mammalia, Artiodactyla, Cervidae. The record is from RefSeq and is a predicted model, not a curated record. The transcript is spliced from 20 exons. Bases 130 to 1947 code for a protein of 605 amino acids. Gene Ontology annotation, cellular component: mitochondrion; cytoplasm.
GAGGCAGCUUCUGCUGGGAUGGCAGCGCCAGCAUCUCUGAGAGCCGCGGGGGGCCCAGCCCCCCAGGGGGCACCCUAGGCCUCCCACGGCUGCCACUCAGCGCGCCCUCCCGCCCGUGGGCCCCGCACCAUGGGCGGCUGCUUCUCCAAGCCCAAGCCAGUGGAGCUCAAGAUCGAAGUGGUGCUGCCCGAGAAGGACCGGGGCAAGGAGGAGCUGUCCGCCGGCGGCAAGGGCAGCCCCCGGGCCUACCAGGGCAACGGCGCUGCCCGCCACUUCCACGCAGACGAGCGCCUGCCUGCCCCCCACCCCUACCCCGGCACCCAGGACUGCGUGGAGGCCGCUGUCUGCCACGUCAAGGACCUGGAGAACGGCCAGAUGCGGGAGGUGGAGCUGGGCUGGGGGAAGGUGCUGCUGCUGAAGGACAACGGGGAGUUCCACGCCCUGGGCCACAAGUGUCCGCACUAUGGCGCGCCCCUGGUGAAAGGGGUGCUGUCCCGUGGCCGGGUCCGUUGCCCCUGGCACGGCGCCUGCUUCAGCGUCAGCAGCGGGGACCUGGAGGACUUCCCGGGCCUGGACAGUCUGCACAAGUUCCAGGUGAAGAUCGAGAAGGAGAAGGUGUACGUCCGGGCCAGCAAGCAGGCCUUGCAGCUGCAGCGAAGGACCAAGGUGAUGGCCACGUGCAUCUCGCCAAGCGCCGGCCACAGCGGCAGCACCAACGUGCUGAUCGUGGGCGCAGGGGCAGCCGGCCUGGUGUGCGCGGAGACGCUGCGGCAGGAGGGCUUCUCGGACAGGAUCGUGUUGUGUACUCUGGACCGCUACCUUCCCUACGACCGGCCCAAGCUCAGCAAGUCGCUGGAUGCACAGCCGGAGCAGCUGGCCCUGAGGCCCAAGGAGUUCUUCCGAGCCCACGGCAUCGAGGUGCUCACGGAGGCCCAGGUGGUCACGGUGGACGUGAGGAACAAGAAGGCCGUGUUCAAGGAUGGCUUCAAGCUGGAGUACAGCAAGCUGCUGCUGGCGCCUGGGAGCAGCCCCAAGACCCUGAACUGCAAAGGCAAAGACGUGGAGAACGUGUUCACCAUCCGGACGCCCGAGGAUGCCAACCGCGUGGUGAGGCUGGCCCGGGGCCGCAACGCCGUCGUCGUGGGGGCCGGCUUCCUGGGGAUGGAGGUGGCCGCCUACCUGACCGAGAAGGCCCACUCGGUGUCCGUGGUGGAGCUUGAGGAGACACCCUUCAGGAGGUUCCUGGGAGAGCGCGUUGGCCGCGCCCUCAUGAAGAUGUUUGAGAACAACCGCGUCAAGUUCUACAUGCAGACGGAGGUGUCAGAGCUGCGGGCCCAGGAGGGCAAGCUGAAGGAGGUCGUGCUGAAGAGCAGCAAGGUGGUGCGGGCCGACGUCUGCGUGGUGGGCAUCGGCGCGGUGCCUGCCACGGGCUUCCUGAGGCAGAGCGGCAUCAGUCUGGACUCCCGAGGCUUCAUCCCUGUCAACAAGAUGAUGCAGACCAACAUUCCCGGCGUGUUUGCAGCCGGCGACGCCGUCACUUUCCCUCUGGCCUGGAGAAACAGCCGCAAAGUGAACAUCCCCCACUGGCAGAUGGCUCACGCCCAGGGGCGCGUGGCGGCCCAGAACAUGCUGGCACAGGAAGCGGAGAUCAGCACGGUGCCCUAUCUGUGGACCGCCAUGUUUGGCAAGAGCCUGCGCUACGCAGGUUAUGGAGAAGGCUUCGACGACGUCAUCAUCCAAGGGGAUCUGGACGAGCUCAAGUUCGUGGCUUUUUACACCAAGGGCGACGAGGUGAUCUCCGUAGCCAGCAUGAACUACGACCCCAUCGUGUCUAAGGUGGCUGAGGUGCUGGCCUCUGGCCGCACCAUCCGGAAGCGGGAGGUGGAGCUGUUUGUCCUGCACAACAAGACCGGUGACAUGUCCUGGCUCACAGGGAAAGGCUCCUGAGUUUGCACACAACACAGGCUCGCUGGGGCGCCAGGGACAGAGGCCAAGCCCCAGAGGUCAAGUGCCAACCUCCAGUUCCCCAGGACCCCCGGGGGGCAGACCCUGAGCACCCCCCAGUGCUUGCCUUCGGCUGCCUGGCUCACCACCCCGCACCUUCCAGAGAGUCCUCUCUGGUCUCCAGGAGAUGCUCACCACCCAAGGCCUGCAGUGCCGACUGAUGGCUGGCAGUGGGGGAGGCGGGGUGGGCUUGCUUCUUCCUCUACUGGGACUGGUCCCCUGUGGGACCCUGCAACGUACUAGAUAUUAUCUUAACAUUAA